Molecule: messenger RNA, 961 nt
Organism: Paramecium sonneborni
Lineage: Eukaryota; Ciliophora; Oligohymenophorea; Peniculida; Parameciidae
Source: the annotation of a GenBank genome assembly
AUUUUUUUCAAUGAGUUCUAAUGGCAGUGCAUUGAAGGGAUCAGGUAUAAGAGUAUAAUGAAAGAAGCACCUCCUCCGGAUUUGGCUAAAUAAGUAUUGGCAUAGAAAUUAGCCUAAUAAAUAGUAAAUUAGAUAGUGUCUGAUGAUGUUAUUGAUGAUAAAAUAGAAGAGGAAGAGAAUUAAAACAAAGAGCCAACUUGUUGUUAAAUGUUUUGUGCUCCAUUUACAUUAAAAUAUUAUUAACCAUUUUUUAAUGAUUUGACAACAAAAGUAAUAGCAUAAAAGUUAUGGGCAUCAUUUUUUCCAUUUAAGGCAACUUUUUUUGAGAUUUAAGAUGGGAAAGCAGAUUUAUAUGGGCCAGUAUGGAUAUAUGCAACUUUAGUAUUUUCGGUAGCAGCAGCAGGAAAUAUUUCAGGUUAUUUGGCAACUCCAAGCAAUAUAGCAUUUCAUUAUAAUUUUGAUUUUAUACCAACAGCAUCAUCUCUAUUAUUUGGAAUAGCUUUACUAGUACCAUUUGCAAUUUAUAUGGUGAUGAAAAUGUUAGGAGGUAGACAUCUCCAUUUAUCAUCUGUCAUAUGUAUUUAUGCUUAUGCUUAAACUUGUAUAAUACCUGUAUGUAUAGUUUGCUCAAUACCAAAUCCAUAAUUAUAAUGGGGAGCAUUAAUUUAUGCAAUGAUUAAUUCCUCUUUAUUUUUGAUUGUUAAUUAUUGGGGGUAUAUUAUAAAUACAAUAAAAUUUAGAGAACUAGAAAAAAAUAUACAAGCUAAAAAACAUAUAGUAAUCUGGUUAAUUGCUGGAUGUUAAGUUGUUUUGUUGUUAUUAUUCAAAAUGUAUUUCUUUUUAUAUGUUUACACUAAUCCAUAUACUGGAUCCAGAUUUGAUCAACUUACAAAGAUUGUAUAAUUUAUUUAAGUUAAUUUAGGACCGUAUUGAUCACUCCUUUUUACAUCAUUAACAUUGA